AUGGGACUAAAAGUCGCAAUUAUCGUGGUCGCAGGAGCGGGACCUUCCGGUCUUGUCACUGCAAAAACACUUUUGCACAACUUUCCUCAUGGUACAUUCUCUCCUAUCAUUUUUGAUACUCGCCAUGAGGUUGGUGGUCUUUGGAUGGGGGCCUUGGAUCCUUCCAUGAGGACCAAUCUGAGCAUGUUCACGGUCGCUUUCUCUGAUCUGUCAUGGGAGUCAGUAAUGGGAAAUUCUGGGAUCCCAAUGUUCCCACAAGCGAGGCAAGUAGGGCAGUACUUGGCUGCAUAUAGAAAGCGAUACAUUCCGGAUGAUGUGCUGAGACUCGGGCAUCGGGUUUUGAAGACUGAACGAACAGCCGAGUCUGCAUCUCCAUGGAUGAUACAGUGGAGGAGAGAGAGUUCCGAUGGGAGUUCUCCACAUGAAGGAAUCGAAUCAGAAGAAUUCGAUAUGCUCGUUGUGGCAACCGGCUACUUCGCUCAAAAACAUAUCCCGUCGAUCCCAGGAUUGGAAGAACUUGCACUCGCUGGUCGGGUUGUCCACAGUUCGGAUCUGCAGAACAGAAAGGGAUUCCUUCGCGAAAACGACUUCUUAGCUCAAGGAAAUAUCGCUAUUAUCGGCGGAAGCAUGUCCGGAGUGGAAGCUGCGUCUGCAGUGGCGCUCCACCAAUCUUCAUGGAAGUCUCACAACGAAGGUCAGGCUGACAAGCACGUCGUACACCAUGUUCAUUCGCGCCCUUUCUGGACCUUGCCGACUCAUCUACCACACGAAACCUCAGAAACCGUUUCCUUCUUGCCAUUGGACUUGGCAAUGUAUGAUCUCGGCCGUCGACCUCCAGGCCCAAUUGAGUAUGCAUUGGGAGUCAUAUCCGAAGAGAAAGUUGCGAAAACCAAUGAAUAUUUCAGCUCGCUACUGGGAACCGAAUACAAAAAAUAUGGACAUAUGUCAGGAAAUUCAAGCCAAAGCAUGAAUUCUCGGCCCCCGUGGGUGGCGAUAGGGAACAGCUACGCGGAGUUUGUUAGAUCCGGAGCUAUACAAUCCACAUUGGGACGCGCAAUGUCUGUGGAGACGAAUCAAGAAACACAUCUGUCUACUAUCGAGAUAGCCUCGGAUGGACAAACACAUACAUUGGACAACAUUGCAGCUGUUGUACUGGCCACAGGAUUUACUCCAUUCGACUCACUAUCCCUUCUACCCAAGGACGUCUUAGCUGCUCUAGAAUACAGCGAAGACGAUCCAUUUCUGCCACUUGUGCUGGACAAGGGCGGUACAAUUCGGUCUGAAAUCCCAGACCUUGGCUUUGUCGGGUUCUACCGAGGUCCAUAUUGGGGAGUAAUGGAGAUGCAAGCCAGAUUCCUCGGUGCGGAAUGGGUCAAGAAAAACCGGCAAGUCUCGACAACAGAAGACCAGAGACAAAGCCUACGAGUCUUGAGAUGUUCGGAUACAAAUUCCCAGCGCGGCCAGUUUCCGAUGGGGGACUAUGUAGGGUUGAUGGAGUCAUUUACCAAGGAUCUGGGAAUUGACCGUGCGGGGCUGUCAGAAGAUGAUAGUCGGUCUGGCCCAGCCAUUCCUGCUCGCUAUACUUAUAGUCACCCAUCCACUACUGCACAAGAAGACAUGGACAAUGAGAAAGAACGCACGCUGGGUGCGUUGAAGGCUCUGUCCGAUCCAAAGCAUCAAAAGCUGCAAGAAGCUGCUGCAUUGGCCAUCUUCCGAGCCCUGCAUGGAGCCUGGAUAUUCUCCCGGGAAUACAUAACAGGAGAGAAAGAGUCUGGAACCACCACAUUUUCUCCACGGUACCCAUCGAGUCCGGCAUAUGACCGGGAAUAUGUUUGCGAUGAACGUUUAAAUUUAGACCCAAACAAAUUACUAUCGUCAUCUUCUACGAUCCGCUCAAUCUUUCGGUUGUCGGAAUCCGGAGCUCAGGAUGAAAACACAGAGAUCGAAGUUUUGGAAAAUGAUACUUUGGUCGCGGUUGGUGGAAAUCCCAAGCGACUGCACCUCACACCUUUCUACCUCAAAAGGGUUGAUGGACAAUACAUCCCGGGAGAAUAUGUGAUUCGUGCCAAGCUCUCUGGAACUUCCCUGGGAAUUGAGCGUGAAGCUAAAGAUAUUACUCUAAGCGAAUACGAGUAUAUUUUCAAUUUCAAAGGUGUCUCGAUUGCCAGUUGGGAGCGGCUUGAGCCGACAUAUGACACCACGGGGGCCGAAGGCCAAGCAUUUACACAAAUUCGAACCAUAUACAAGAGAUAG
Molecule: messenger RNA, 2253 nt
Organism: Penicillium pulvis
Lineage: Eukaryota; Fungi; Ascomycota; Eurotiomycetes; Eurotiales; Aspergillaceae
Exons: 3
Coding region: 1-2253 (750 amino acids)
Molecular function (GO): oxidoreductase activity
Source: RefSeq, a predicted model, not a curated record